UGGGGCGCUGGGCGGAUUUAUAAUCUAGCCGCAUGUGAUUGGCUCAGGUUCCAGCCGUUAUUCUUCGAGUUGUCCAAUUAAACACGAGUUUUUGGGAUUUGACCAAUGAAAAUACGCCCUCAGAAACGUCCCCGUCUCUCUAGUAUUUAGCAUAGACCAUUCAAUAAAUGCCUCAGUCCCGCUCUCUCUCAUCAUUGUCUCGUGAGGUUUUGAUCUCCAGCAGCAUCAUGCCUGAACCAGCGAAGUCCGCGCCGAAGAAAGGCUCCAAGAAGGCCGUCACUAAGAGCGCCGCGAAAGGAGGAAAGAAGCGCAGAAAGUCCAGGAAGGAGAGCUACGCCAUCUACGUGUACAAAGUGCUGAAGCAGGUUCAUCCCGACACCGGGAUCUCUUCGAAGGCGAUGGGCAUCAUGAACUCUUUCGUCAACGACAUCUUCGAGCGCAUCGCCGGUGAGUCGUCUCGUCUCGCUCACUACAACAAGCGCUCUACCAUCACUUCCCGAGAGAUCCAGACCGCCGUGCGUCUGCUGCUGCCCGGGGAGCUGGCCAAACACGCCGUGUCCGAGGGCACCAAGGCCGUCACCAAGUACACCAGCUCCAAGUAGAGCUCCGCUGCAGCUCCACACACAAAGGCUCUUUUAAGAGCCACACAACUUUUCGGUCUAAGAGCUUUUGGGAGUUGUGUGGAAAACUCACGGUGUGAAUGGUUUAAUAAGGUCCCUGGAUCUUUGUGUUUUCAAUCUGCAAGUAUAGUGCGAUAACACACAGCUCGAAUAUAAUUGUUUUCUUACUCAAAGCGACAUUAGGGUAAAAUGUUUACGUAUAUUUUUAAGUUAACACAAACAAAACAAUAAACUUUUACAUCAAAUACAGUUCAAUCAGUUUACACCUCAAACUUCUCAUUCAUUGAAUGCACUGUAUGUGUUUUAGGCACAUAACUAAUGUUUUAUUAUUAUUAUUAUUAUUGUUGGCUAACAUAACCUAUGCUUCAGGGACCUUAUUCAUAUAACAUCUAAGUCAAAUGUAGCUCUUGACUGGUUGAGUUAGAAGGUGAGUAACACUAAACAACAGAAAAUCAGUAUUUCUCCCCAGCUGGAAAUGUCAUUGGCUGU
Carassius auratus (goldfish) is the source of this 1109-nucleotide messenger RNA. RefSeq names its product histone H2B. Gene Ontology annotation, molecular function: protein heterodimerization activity; DNA binding; structural constituent of chromatin. The transcript has a single exon. Lineage: Eukaryota; Metazoa; Chordata; Actinopteri; Cypriniformes; Cyprinidae. The record is from RefSeq and is a predicted model, not a curated record. The coding region runs from base 168 to 602 and encodes 144 amino acids. Gene Ontology annotation, cellular component: nucleosome.